Heterocephalus glaber (naked mole-rat) is the source of this 2400-nucleotide messenger RNA. It is a transcript of the gene Akt1, whose product is annotated as AKT serine/threonine kinase 1. Gene Ontology annotation, molecular function: ATP binding; protein serine/threonine kinase activity. The record is from RefSeq and is a predicted model, not a curated record. Gene Ontology annotation, biological process: protein phosphorylation. NCBI's taxonomy places the organism in Eukaryota, Metazoa, Chordata, Mammalia, Rodentia, Bathyergidae.
CGCGGCCCGGCUAGGCCCGCUCGCACGCGGCCGACGCGGUGGCCAGGGUUGGGCCCUGAGCCCCCUGAGAGGAGGCUGUGGAGACCACAAGGGCCCACGGGCACCAUGAACGACGUGGCCAUCGUGAAGGAGGGCUGGCUGCACAAGCGAGGGGAGUACAUCAAGACCUGGCGGCCACGCUACUUCCUCCUCAAGAACGAUGGCACCUUCAUCGGCUACAAGGAGCGGCCACAGGACGUGGACCAGCGUGAGUCCCCUCUCAACAACUUCUCCGUGGCGCAAUGCCAGCUGAUGAAGACGGAGCGGCCCAGGCCCAACACCUUCAUCAUCCGCUGCCUGCAGUGGACCACGGUCAUUGAGCGCACUUUCCACGUGGAGACGCCAGAGGAGCGGGAGGAGUGGACAACAGCCAUCCAGACAGUGGCCGAUGGGCUCAAGAGGCAGGAGGAGGAGCUGAUGGAGUUUCAGUCAGGCUCACCCAGCGACAACUCGGGGGCCGAGGAGAUGGAGGUGUCUCUGGCCAAGCCCAAGCACCGUGUGACCAUGAAUGAGUUUGAAUACCUGAAGCUGCUGGGCAAGGGCACCUUUGGGAAAGUGAUCCUGGUGAAGGAGAAGGCCACGGGCCGCUACUACGCCAUGAAGAUCCUAAAGAAGGAGGUCAUCGUGGCCAAGGAUGAGGUGGCCCACACACUCACUGAGAACCGCGUCCUGCAGAACUCCAGGCAUCCCUUCCUCACGGCCCUGAAGUACUCCUUCCAGACCCAUGACCGCCUCUGCUUUGUCAUGGAGUACGCCAACGGGGGCGAGUGUCCCCUCCCACAGCUCUUCUUCCACCUGUCCCGUGAGCGUGUGUUCUCCGAGGACCGGGCCCGCUUCUACGGUGCGGAGAUUGUGUCGGCCUUGGACUACCUGCACUCUGAGAAGAACGUGGUGUACCGAGACCUCAAGCUGGAGAACCUCAUGCUGGACAAGGAUGGGCACAUCAAGAUCACGGACUUUGGGCUGUGCAAGGAGGGCAUCAAGGACGGCGCCACCAUGAAGACCUUCUGCGGGACGCCUGAGUACCUGGCCCCUGAGGUGCUGGAGGACAACGACUACGGCCGCGCAGUGGACUGGUGGGGGCUGGGCGUGGUCAUGUACGAGAUGAUGUGCGGCCGCCUGCCCUUCUACAACCAGGACCACGAGAAGCUGUUCGAGCUCAUCCUCAUGGAGGAGAUCCGCUUCCCACGCACGCUUGGCCCCGAGGCCAAGUCCCUACUCUCGGGACUGCUCAAGAAGGACCCCAAGCAGAGGCUCGGCGGGGGCUCUGAGGACGCCAAGGAGAUCAUGCAGCACCGCUUCUUCGCCAGCAUCAUGUGGCAGGAUGUGUAUGAGAAGAAGCUCAGCCCGCCCUUCAAGCCGCAGGUCACCUCGGAGACCGACACCAGGUAUUUUGAUGAAGAGUUCACAGCCCAAAUGAUCACCAUCACGCCGCCCGACCAAGAUGACAACAUGGAAUGUGUGGACAGCGAGCGGAGGCCGCACUUCCCACAGUUCUCCUACUCAGCCAGUGGCACAGCCUGAAGCGCCCUCAGCAGAGCCUCGGCAGCUGCAUCUGGCACGUGUUGGAAGCCUCGAACAGAUGACCUGCAUUUGAUGGCUGAUUUCUCAAAUGCUUUGGGAGGAGCCUCCCAGAUGGAGGACAUUCUUGCUGGAACAGUGUGCUGCCACCUGGCCAGGUCAAGAGAAAUAUUGUCCUGCAGUUUCUCUUAAUUUAUUUCAUCCAAUCUGUUCUCCAAAUGUGGCCUCAGCCCUCUGAACAAUUACACUCGUAGGAAAUGUCAAAGACCUCUGCAGCCCUUGCAGUGUGGGGCCGGCGGGUCUGGGCACAUCUUGCACUGCCCCGGCUGGCCAUGCAUCCAGCUGCCACCCACCCCAGGUCCAGGGCUGGGCCUGCCUGCGGCACCUGGGCAGCUUCACUGGGCACACUGGCUGGCACCCCGUCUGCAGGUGGGGCACAGGCAGCCCCUGCACUGGGGCCAUGCCUCUGAGGACAUCCUCGGAGCUUCCCCCAGAUGGGCCGGGAUGGGAUGGGAUGGGACGGGACGAGGUGGGCCAGGGUUCGCCUGCAGGAUGGAGAUGCAAGGUCUCAGUCUAAUGCCGUGUACCUUGCCAUUCCCGGCCUUUGGGGGUGUAAUCUCAGUGACAGGAAGCCCCUCCCUACCCCUUGCCUUGGAUGAUUUCUGCCUCCACACUUGUCCUGAGCUUCACCUCUGACCCUCUCGCCUGGCCCUCCCUGUCCUGGCCAGAUUUGGCUGCUGCUGCACCAUGCCAUUUUUUACAACAUUGAACUUUAGCAUUUUUACUAUUAUAAUAUGAAACGUUCCCUCCAAAUCUUCAAUAAAAAUUGCUUUUCAAGUU